AUGACAUCAGCAUUGACCUCGUCCCUCUUGACCGCAGGAUGCAAGGACAUCCCAAAGAAGACCGGCGUGAUCGGAGACCUCGUGAAGGAAAUUCUUGCCGUGGAAGUCCAAAUGCAAGACGCUCAUGUUGUGGCCAAGCAAGACCCAGACAAAGGCGAACAAGUACUCGACCUCUACGUGAGAUUCCUCGAGCGUCGCGAUCUGCUAAUCGCCCAACUUCAAAAGGAAGGCAUGGCAGUUCCAUGGCAGUUGCGUGUGAAGAUCGACGAAUUCGAGCAAACGCUCAAAGAACGCAAGAAGCUCUCCGCCAACAAGUCGGCGCCGUUGUUUAGCACCACGGACAACGAACGUUCCCCGCAGACCACACCGACGGAUUCCGUGGACAGUCCUUCAUCCGUGUCGGAAACAUCGUCCGUCAUAGCGGGGGUCCUCCCUCUAGUUGUGUCGUUGCUUGUCGUAGGAAUUGCAGUCUACUUGGCGGCGAAUUAUGCGCAGUUCGACUUGUUGAAGUAAAUGUACCUCGUAGACUGACUGAACUCGAGGCCAUGUCGUUCGAUCGUACAUAUUCGAUCGUACAUACGAGUACUCCAAGCAUACA
Messenger RNA from Aphanomyces astaci, 598 nucleotides. RefSeq lists its product as hypothetical. Lineage: Eukaryota; Oomycota; Saprolegniomycetes; Saprolegniales; Verrucalvaceae. The transcript is spliced from 2 exons. The record is from RefSeq and is a predicted model, not a curated record. Bases 1 to 513 code for a protein of 170 amino acids.